Eremomyces bilateralis CBS 781.70 is the source of this 480-nucleotide messenger RNA. RefSeq lists its product as uncharacterized. Gene Ontology annotation, biological process: silent mating-type cassette heterochromatin formation. NCBI's taxonomy places the organism in Eukaryota, Fungi, Ascomycota, Dothideomycetes, Eremomycetales, Eremomycetaceae. The record is from RefSeq and is a predicted model, not a curated record. The transcript has 2 exons. Gene Ontology annotation, cellular component: rDNA heterochromatin; SHREC complex. The annotation marks the transcript as partial.
AUGACGGAGUUCCAGAUCAUCUAUAUCCGUCGCUCAGACGGCCAGAAGAUGGUGGCUGGCAAACCCAACUACCCGCACAAUGGCCAGUUGAAUCAAAAAGAGCAGGCCAACGGCUCAAAGGACUAUUAUCAUCGCCUGGAUGAAGAUUCAACAAAGCACAGAGAUUGGCGGAAGAAGCUGGGCGCCAUGAUGGCGAAGCGAAAGGGUCUCCUAGACGACAAAGGGUAUAUUCUCGCAUGGUUGCCAGAGCAUUACGAGCUAUGGGAACAUAUCAAGACGCGACCGUCAGACAGCUCACCCUCCAAAUCCCAUGCUGGUGGCGGUCACGACCGUCAAGAUGCCUACCUUUAUGGGCACCCGUUGGGGACGACGAAGCGGUUCCGCUCGCCCAAGGACUUCUACCAUCAUCUCCUCUGGUUGUCCGAAGAUGAAGAAGGGAAUCCGGACAACUGCUAUUGUCGAGCGUGCGCACCGCCGGAA